This is a messenger RNA of Pocillopora verrucosa, 1555 nucleotides long. RefSeq lists its product as uncharacterized. NCBI's taxonomy places the organism in Eukaryota, Metazoa, Cnidaria, Anthozoa, Scleractinia, Pocilloporidae. The record is from RefSeq and is a predicted model, not a curated record.
AAAAUCCAGUCGUUAUUGGCUGUGAGGUUUUUCCGUAAUCGCUGAUAGGUGGGCUCGCAGACACCGCGCUAUUUUAGCCAGAAAUGUGUCUGGCAAAGUUAUUCUGAAGUAGAUACGAUCAACGACGUAAGUUUCGUCUAUCGACUGUAACAUGAAAACCCACUACAGCGUUAGCUUCAAGAUCCAAAAAAAAUGCCUUCUUUGGUGGUUGGUCAUUUUGUUCACAAUCCUCUUGGUCGUAGCGAUCGGAAUGUUUGUUUUUCUUUCACUCAACGCCAAAUAUAAUUUUGCGUGCGUGUUAGGAUGUGCGCCUGAGGCAAAAGCGACUCGCGCGCAAACAUUAGAAAACAUACCACCAUCUGUUGUCAUUACCGUCGCUGGUACUCAGUCAAGACUCAGAACCUCGGAACAUGAGAGAAAAAACAGCGAGAACCCAACGCAGAAGCAAGUCACAAACACAGGGAAAAUUACGAAAGUCAUUGAGAUUGACCGCGAUACGAUUAUCAGUUCCAGAACUCCGGUUAUCCAUUCGAACACACCGCCAAGCGUCAGCACGAAAUCUGUGGUCAGAAACACAAACACAGAAGGCGGAAAGUCACGUUCACACUCCAGAUCUAGAACAGCGGCCAAUGUUACGCCGCAAGUUAGCAUCUACCCCACAAAGAAACCUCUUGAUAUUGUUGAUUAUAUCAACAUCACCGGGAAAAUUUCGUUCAAAGGAAAAGCUCCAAAGCGACUUUCCCGACCAUCCCGCCUAAUUGUAAAGUUUGAAGAAGGUUCCCUGGCUGAUGCAACUCCAGUUGUGCUCGCUAAAUCAGUCAUAGAUUUGUCAAAGUAUCGCCAGAGGAAACCUCUUUUUUACACAAUAAUUUGCAAAAGGCCUCCGUUUUCAGCAUCUUUUUACACCAUCUCUGCGGUUUUUAACAGGGGAUGGAAACCAAGAAGGAAAAACAAGUGGAUCAGAAAAGGGGACUUCCUGACUGACACCAAUUUUAGGGUACACAUAAAAAAGAGCAAGACACUCUACCAAAGAAACAUUCAACUUGUUAAGUACAAGUAGUGAUAGAGAUCGGAGACAUAACGAUUUCAGAGCAUCACUAGAGCUCUUACGAACUAACUUUAACGAACCCGAGAGUUUAUGAAUAUGACUCUCCACUAACAAUUGUUUCUCGGAUCUUAAAAUUACGAGGAGGUAAAGAACGUAACCGGAGAAGUUUCGACAAGAGUCGAUCCGUAAAUGAUACCAUAUCAGCACUGUCACUCUACUUUCGUAUAACUUUUUAUCAAACUCGCGUUUCUGAUCGAUACUAAAACCAUGCAGUGGAUAUUUCGCUGUAAACAAAGGUAACACAAUAUGUUUAGACGUAAACAAAAUCAUUCACCUCAUAGGUGGAUACUAGAAGGAUAUUGAUACCAGAAGAGUUAUUUCUAUGAAAAAUUACCUGGUAGAUUUGCUUUAGAUGCCCCCUCAGUGCGGAAGGGACUUCGAGAGGUCGGUUAGGCUGUAAACGAUGUCAUUAAAGUUCGAACCUGAGAGUUAACCACAGGUAACAAA